GCUACAGUGCCAGCCAGUGUUGUGUCAAUGGAGACGUGCCUGACGACAAACACAUUGGGGGAUUCUUACAAAUUGUUUCCUUUAUUUCAUUGUUAUUCCGAGGAAUUAAAAAUUAAUGACAUUUUUAAUUUCGAAAACUGGUUUGGCAAGAUUUGAUGGAUAUGUUACUUUUGAUGUACUCUUGGCAUGUAGGUUUCUGGAUUUAUUUGUGGCAAGAAACAAUUGCUUGAUAUGGAUUUUUAAAGCCAUUUGACACUUAAGUAAAUCUUGCACACGGGACCGACUUACAGGAAAGAAUAGUGUAGUUUGAGGAGAACUUAUGAUGAUGUGUUGGUCAUGAACUGCAACUUUAGGUCAUCAUGAAGCGGGACGUAAUUUCAAAGACAGAAAUGACCAGCAAAGAACUGACCUUGCUAACUGGUCGAAUGUCCACAGAUGACAUUCCCUCUGUCCAGUCACGUGUGAACAAAAUAUUUUUAUGUUCAGCCGGAACAGAUACGGUGACAGAGAGGGACGCCUUUGUGGGACGUGUUUACCCCAGGCUUAGAGCCUACUGCAGGGACAAAUAUGGCAUGGAGCUCCAGGUUCUGGAUUUGAAUUGGGGAAUACCACAGGAAUUGAUAGGUCACCAAACAGACAUGACGUCAUUAAGUAUCCAAGAAAUACAAAGAUCCUUGGCUUUGUCAUCGGGCCCAAAUUUUAUUGCUUUUCUUGGCCAGAAGUACGGGCCACUCUCACUUCCCGAUGUCAUCUUGUCAGAGGAGUUUGAGGCCAUUAUGCUGGCCCUGUAUGGACAUAAAGGUCGUGACACCAGAAAAGCAGAUAUGCUGGAGAGGUUGUAUGAUCUCGAUGAUAACAACAUUCCUCCUGUCUAUGUCCUGAAGGAGAAAUGUCAAAUAGUGCCUGAACUCUCCAGUUCAGACUCAAGUGAAAGAGAAGUAGGCGGAGCUAAAUGGGAGGAGCUUCAGACAGAACUUAGAGCGCUCCUUCACAAAGGGGUGGAGUUAGCACAUUUGAAUGGUUCAUUGGACAGUGAAACCAGAGAUCGAUACUUGGCUUCAGAUCUUGAAAAUUUGACUUGUUUGGGUUUUGACAGUAACGACGACACUUCCAAGAGAUGUGUGCUCAUUACCAGGACCAUAGCUGAUCUGAAGAAUUACUCCCAGGAGCCCAGAGCACAAUAUUUUGCUGACGUCACUUACAACGACAUGGAAGAGAGGCUGGAACUGGACCAGGUCAGCGCUGAGAAGCUGGAUAGGCUCAAGAAAAACCUGCACGCCCGGAUACCGGACUCGACUAGAAUCCACUGGGAGGUACUGUGGAGGUAUGAAGAGGUGAUCCAUCCUCAGCUCCACAAGGAGUACCUCCUGACACUGUGCCAACAGCUUUAUGAAGUAUGCGUUGGUCUGAUUGACGAGGAUAUACCAGUUCCAGAGUUGACAACCGGGCAUGGCGUGUACGAUGAAGCUGUCCAGCAUUGGUCAAGAUGCCGGUACACAGCUGCAACGUGCAUGUACAAUCAGGAGACAUUACUCAACCGUCUUAGAGAGUACCUCGUGGGCAACCUCACCACGCCAUUAGUGGUCUAUGGGGCGCCAGGUUCUGGAAAAUCCAAAAUGAUCUCAAAGAUGGCGUUUCACAUCUCUGAACUAUUAACUGGAGAGUACAUCUUCAUAUUGAGGUACAUUGGUCACACUCCAAAGGCCAACGAUCUCCGACAACUGCUUGUCAGUAUCUGUCAGCAGAUAGCACUGACCACAGACAGACCGGAAGAGGAAGUGCCGCUAGAGUUGAAAGAAGUGAUCAAAUACUUCCAGAGACUUCUAGCUUCUAUCCCAUCAAACAUCCGAUUGGUGAUCAUUUUAGAUGGCCUGGAACAACUUCACAGUGAUUCUCAUUCUUUAAUUCUGAACUGGGUUCCAUGUACACUUCCUCCUCAUGUGAAGCUAAUCAUGUCCAUCAAUUCCACGGCAAGAGAUCUCCUGGAACAAUUCACGCAGGAUGUUCUGCCUGAGAAUCCCGAGUCCUUCCUGGAGAUGGUAUCAGCCACGGUCGACGAGUGUGAGGACAUGUUGAGCCAGCUGCUCAUCUCGGUGGACAGGUCAGUGACCAACACACAGAUGGCGGUCUUGAAACGAGUUAUUGAGGGAGAACCUCUGCCACUUUACGUCGAGCUGCUGGCAAAUCUUGCUAAGGACUGGAACUCUUUCACCGAUGUCAGCAGCGUUUACAUCCCUUUGAAUUGCGAGGAUGGAAUUCGAGAUCUUUUGGAUAGGCUGGAAAAAAAACACGGCUACAUGAUGGUGUCGAGAGCCUUGUCUUACAUCGUGGCAUCUUCCAGUGGGCUUAGUGACUGUGAAAUGGAAGACGUCCUGUCUCUUGACGAGGACCUUCUCAAUGAGAUAUACCAAGACUUUCACCCCACUGUUAGGCGAGUUCCGCCCAUGAAGUGGCUGAUGCUGAAGAGAGACAUUGAAUCCUUUCUAUCCUACAGGGAGUCCGACGGUGUCACAGUAACGACUUGGCAACAUGAAAGCUUUAAUCACGCUAUAAACUCUCGGUACUUGUGUAACGACGCAACCUUCACCUUGGUGCACUCCAAUUUGGCAGACUAUUUCCUCGGCACCUGGUCAGCCCGGACGAAACCAGCUUACCUUGAGAAUGGGAAGAAGUUACCGGGCAACGCCACCAUCUCCGACAGGAAAGUACCCUCCCAGCCACACACAUUUGGGGAAAGCAAAGAUGGUCUCAUGAGGUUCAAUAAAAGAAUGUAUAACCAGGUACCCAGGCACCUUCAUCUCUCAGGCCGAUACAAAGAGCUCAACAAUCUGGCCUUCUUUAACUACGAGUGGCUGUACAGCAAAACUAGAGCCCUCUCUCUUCAACAUGUCAUGGAUGACUUCGAGCUGAACCCAAUCGAAGAGGUCGGCUUCGUGGAAGAAGCUCUGAGAGUAUCCAAGCAUAUCAUCGAGGACGAUGUCAACAGUCUUCCUAUAGAAAUUACUGGCCAUCUGCUGCCUUACUACGCCUCGCACUCAAAUAUACGGUCUCUCAUCCGACAGUGCGAUACUGACGGGCUCCAGCAGUGCGCCUUGGUCCCAAACUUCCCUUACCACCACGUACCAGGGACAUCGCUGGAGUACACUUUGGAGUGCCCAAACGUGACAGAAGACAUCCUUUACCUGCAUGACGGCAGACACUUGGCUUGUAAACGAAAAGAUGAUCCGUACAUUCACAGGUUUGACCUGAAGUCCGGGGACGCGGUGAAGCCAGUAUUUGUAUCUAUUGGUGAACUAUACUUGACGCCCGACAACAAGUACUUUAUCAUUGUGGAUCACGUGACUGAAAAAGCCAUCAAAAUCCACGAAGCCGAGACGGGCACUUUCCUAAAGCAGAUCAUUCUCCUGAACCAUAUCCAAGGAAAGACAAGUCUGUACAAAAAAGGACCACUAAGUCUCAAUAACACUCACCUUUGUGCUGUAGUUACACUGGCCAACAGUGUUUUGUGUAUCUGCAAUAUUCCUUCAGGUGAGGUGGUGCAUGUGCUGCCCCUGGAAGGGAAGGCUCACGUCUGCCAGAUAAGUCCAGACGGUAGAAGUGUCUUCUGCAAUGCCAACGCCUUCCUUUUGUCCAUCGACCUGAUCACUCUGCAGCCUCUUCUGAACAUUCCUAUAGGCAGCCAACCCAACAACAUAGUCUUGACCCAAGAUGGACUGCGUGGCUAUCUCAGCAAUGACCUAGACACAAGGCUGACAGUCAUGCACAUGAAUGGCGACCACGUGGACAUGAUCUACAGGGCGGUGCUAGAAGACAAGAUGCCAGGGGACUGUAUCCAAAAGCUUUCUGUGUCCCAAGAUGAUGAGCUUAUCCUAGUACGUGGGUUAAACAACUUGUUGGUCUACCGCAGAGGGUCUGAACAAAUCAUGGCUUCCCUUCCACGACCAUUGGACGUACCGGAAGAGUUUAAGCUGCCCAAAAGCCAUUACGUCAAACUGAACUUCACAAACGCUGAAUUGACUCCAGACAGCAGUUUCAUUAUCGGGACAGUGUUCAGAAACAUUUACUUGUGGCAGAUCUCCAGCGGUUCCCUCAUUGCUACAAUUCAAACCCCUAUCGGAGUUAUCAUAAAACUGGAAGUGUCGUCUGUCAGAAGUCAAGUGAUCACUCACAUUGACGGCAGCCGAGAUAUCCAGGUGUGGAAUAUCAGCGAAGCAUUACGCCAAGUGACCACUAGAGACAAACUCACUGAAGCUAUCAGCGAGUUCCAGGUGACAGUCAACACUGACAUUGCUUUCGUGCGGUGUGAGAAGAGCGAUGAACUUGGGGUCAUUGACAUGCGCAAUGGCUGUCUGCUUGAUCUUCUGACCCACGAUAUGCCUAUACAAGACUUUGCUGCCUCUCCAGAUGGAGACUGGGUCCUAGUGUCCACUCAUCCACGUAUGAAAAACACCGCGUUUAAACUGUGGAACAUCCGAGAGCGAAAAGUAGCAUUAGAAAUUGGAAACGUGAGUGGCUACUGCGUGAGCUUCAAGGCACAGCCAAAGAUCUUCAUGAUAGCUCCCAAAAUAGAUUCUUUUAAACCACCUCAACACAUUUCAGCUAUUUCAUUCAGCGGUGGUGAGUUCUACGAACAUGGCUAUCCCCAUCAGAUAACUGUGAUUAAGUCAAAGCCUUUCAUCACCAUGAACGAUAAAUACCUUGUUGUGAGUUCGUCCCUUGACGACAAAGACGCUAAUAGCAAUUUUUCCACUUCCUGCAUAUGCGCCUUUGACAUUGACAAUGAUAUGCACAUGUCCGUGACGGACGCCGCUGCCAUGAAGUUUGAAGAGCAUCUUCUUGACAUUCUAGACGUCAAGCCUUGCCACGGGAAUACAGUGGCCGCGGUUUUUUCUUGCAAGAGUCACAAAGAAUCUUUAUCAGGCAGACAAGACUUCUAUGAGCCUGAAACUCACACCUUUGGCUGUUUUUUUCUUGACGCCUCAAAGGGAACAAUGACUCUUUUGUGCAUCCCAUUCCCCAAACCGAACUUCCAAGUCGGGAGCAACCCACUGAUCUUCAACACUGACUGCACCCUAUGCAUUGACGAACAGGGCCAAAUUUUUCAUACGCCUACAGGGAAAUUCAUUUGCCAGGUUCAAACCCCUGCGUCUUCCCCGCCUCGCGCUUUUGCGUUACGGAGCACUGUCAUUGUGACAUUUCUAGGGACAUACCUAUACGUGACCCGCAUCUACGAUGGGGUCACUUUGGGUCAAUGUGACGUCCACUCUCCCAUCUGCCACCUUCACGUCUGUGCUGAUGACAGGACGCUGCUGGUGGGAUGUUCUGACGGAACUGUACUCUCCUAUACCAUCAUUGAUCCAGAACGAGACAACCCCACCUCUGUUUUGAGCGUACUCCCCUCCAGAAAAGUUGGUGACCAGAGUAUUUUUGAGAAAAGAUUUUCAAGAUCGUGGGAUAAAAUCAACUCUGACAAUGGUCCCAGCUACUCACGCCCGCCAUCAGCCACUGACGUGUCUACUAACAACAAACAACUUAUUGCUCAGCUCAAGACAAAGUCGUCGACUAGGCCUCCAUCAGCCGUCAUGCCUAGAACAACGGUCCACUCUCAAAUGUGCAGGCUCAUGUAAGCAAGGUGUCCCAUAAAAUGACCAUAUAUUGAAAGCAUUAUGUACCUAUGUCGAUGGACAUUUAUAAAAUAAAAA
Biomphalaria glabrata is the source of this 5702-nucleotide messenger RNA. Its product is annotated as NACHT and WD repeat domain-containing protein 2-like. Bases 360 to 5627 code for a protein of 1755 amino acids. Lineage: Eukaryota; Metazoa; Mollusca; Gastropoda; Planorbidae. Gene Ontology annotation, molecular function: protein binding. The transcript has 16 exons. The record is from RefSeq and is a predicted model, not a curated record.